UAAUAAAUAAUCGUUAAUUUAUUACCAAAAUUAUUUAGCUUAGUAGCUAAUCAAUAUGAAAGUUGAUCGGACGAGGUUGAAGAAAAGUGCCUCGGACAUUCCGCCCGAAUGUCAAAUUCUCAUAGAUAAAUUACGAUUAUGUUCGCGGGCAGUUCUUUUGGAAGAACUAUCGCGAAUAGAAACAUGGACAUUUGGAAAAUGCGAAUUAUACCAUUGGAUCGAUAUUUUAGAUACGUUCGAUGUGAUAUUAGAAGAAGCUUGCGCUCGUCAAAUAGAUAAUGAAUGGGCCUUAGUCUGUGACGUAUAUUUUACUAAUGAUAAUAAAAAGCUGUUACUAUGGGUUCUACACUUCACAACACUUCUUAUCGAACAUUCAUUUUCCCGACAUUUGUACAAUUCAAUGGAACAUUUGGUUUCGUUGCUAUCAUCCUCGGACAUGCAAAUUGUUCUGGGCGUUUUGAAUCUUCUGUACAUGUUCUCAAAACGUAGUAAUUUCAUAACCAGACUAAACAGUGAAAAACGACAAACUUUGUUAAUACGUUUAUUUUAUUUGGCUGAGAGUUGGGGCGGCAAAGAUAAUGGAUUCGGUUUAGCUGAUUGCUGUAAAGGUGUGAACACAGUUCCACAAAGUGCAUCAACGCUUCACUUUGAAUUCUACGAGGAGAAAGUGACACAUAAUCAAACAAGUCCAUUACGUUACAUUCAUAUCGAGAGUGUGGAUAAAUUGGAUAAAACACCCGCUGAGAUUAUGAAUGAAUUAGUACAACAGUAUCGUAUUCCACAAGAUAAACAGAUGCGUUUAUUUACACAGUUACGUUUAGCAUGCUGUUUCGCUGAUUACAAGAUACGGAUGUAUUGUGUGCAAGCACGUCUACAAGCGUUAUCAGUUCUCGUAUACUCGAAUGCGUUAACGGAUAAUUUAAAUCCACAUGUUUUACUGUAUAAUGGAUUACUGGAGGAGUUAGUCGAAUUACUUAAAUUACAAUUACCACAUUUAGUUGAAAUACGUUCAGCUGCGUUACGAACACUUACAUCUAUCAUACAUUUGGAUCGUAAUCCAAAUCCACACUUUCCAAACAAGAAACCUGGAGCUCGAUUACGAAGCAUAAUUGACGUAACAGGCGCAAGUUCAUAUCAUGGUUUUCUUCCAACAUUAGUACGACAAUGCAUUUCCACAUUAAUCGGGCAACCCGGUACAACAUCUGGACUAUAUGGGACAGCUGGCCAACAAGCACCUAGUUUUCCGCUACCAUUAGCUACCGCACUAUUUUCAUUUUUAUAUCAUUUAGCUAGCUAUGAUUCGGGUGGUAAAGCUUUAAAAGUUUGUGGCAUGAUGGAAGCGUUGCUGCGUGUCAUCAAAUGGCCAGGAACUGAACUAGAUCACAUAACGUUUGUAACGCGCGCCGUCCGUGUGAUUGACCUCAUCACAAAUAUCGAUAUGCAAGCGUUUCAAACGCAUGGCGGUUUAAAUAGUUUUAUUACACGCUUACAUAUGGAAAUAAAUUACUGUCGUACUGAACAACCUUUUGAAAUAGCCGUACCGAUUACCACAUCCGAGCAAAAACAGAUCGAAGAUAUUCGAGAUCAGUUACGAUCGUCACAUGAACUCAUUGAAGAUGCUCAAACAUUCUCACCAACUGAUCAGACAACAUCUACUGCUGGUACAAACAAAACAUGCUUACCGCAAAGAGCCGCAUUGUUAAAAUCCAUGUUAAAUUUUCUGAAGAAAGCAAUUCAAGAGUCAACAUUCGCUGAAAGUAUUCGACAUGUAAUGGAAGGAACUUUACCAUCAUCGCUCAAGCAUAUAAUCAGCAAUGCUGAAUACUACGGCCCCUCAUUGUUCUUACUAGCAACGGACGUGGUCACUGUGUACGUGUUCCAAGAACCAGGUCUUUUAUCAUCACUUCAAGAUAAUGGCCUAACCGAUGUGGUCCUCCAUGCGUUACUAAUCAAAGAUGUUCCCGCCACACGAGAAGUUCUAGCAUCGUUACCGAAUGUUUUCAGUGCGUUAUGUUUAAAUUCACGUGGUUUGGAUUCAUUUGUACGAUGUCGACCUUUCGAUCGACUUUUUAAGGUCUUGUUAUCUCCCAGUUAUUUAACAGCAAUGCGACGUAGACGUAGUGCGGAUCCAAUGGGAGACACUGCUACGAAUUUAGGUAACGCAAUGGAUGAACUUAUGCGACAUCAACCUACUCUCAAAGUGGAUGCAAUGACCGCAAUUAUAAGUCUUCUUCUCGAAUUAAAUUAUUUGGGCACAGAUCCAAAAUACGUUUGUUGGCGUGCACAAAACAAAUGUGAUGUGUCUCCAGUACCUUCACAAAGUCAAACAAACAGCACGGAAGGUGGAAGUAGCGAUGAAGAAGAGGAUGAUGAAGAGGAAGCUUCGACAUCCUCACAUAAUCAUCGUGAGGACAGCACUCAAGAUAGUACGGCCGCAGCAACAACUCCUAGUAACAACGAAAAAACACCGAUUGCCUUAGUUGAUUACAUCGUGAAUGUUACCAAGUUUGUCGAUGCAAUCUUAAGUAACAAUUCCACUGAUGACCAUUGUAAAGAGUUUGUAGCGCAAGAAGGUUUACGUCCAUUGCUACGAAUACUUCGUUUACCAAAUUUACCGGUCGAUUAUCCAAUUACAGUUGCAGCACAAAGUGUUGCUUCUGUCUGUAAAUCAAUAUUGAAUUUAGCUCAUGAACCGCGCGUUCUAACUCUUGGACUAACACAAUUACUUGAUAUCGUUGAAAAUUUAAAAUCACUGAAGCGUAGUCGAAGUAAAUCAACGACAGGUUCAGUUUUACUUAAUGAAUUAGCGAAUGCACCUUGUUUAGAAACAGCUUUUUCAAGCUACACCGCAACACCUUUACUGCAUACUAUGGGCGAAGCUCAUGGCUACGUUGUCAUGUUUGUACAUGUCUGUCGAACUGGACAAAGUGAUAUACGAAAUUUAUCUCUACAAUAUUGGGGCUCAGAAGUUGGAUUAGAAGUUUUACGGGGCUUAGCCGAAUUAUAUACAACUUUAGUAUGGGAAAGUACGCUGUUAUUAGCACUGUGUAGUGAUGACAUUAUACCUGAAGGAUGUGAUUUUGGACGGGAAGAUAUGGAGAAGUUAAUCCCGUCGGACAUUAAAAACGAUGAUAGUUCACAUGACGAGAGCAGUUGUAGUUUAGGAAUGACUUCGGCUAUGGAAGCGUUAAGUACAACUGAUAACAUGGAAAUUGAUCAUGAAAGUGUGGCCACACAAACAGAGCAACGAGAAGAACGUGUCUCACCCACAUCUCAACAAUUAAAAUAUAUAAAACCGUUGUUAGGAGCAUCGUCUCGUUUAGGACGUGCUCUAGCUGAAUUAUUUGGCCUGUUAGUGAAAUUAUGUGUUGGAUCACAGGCUCGUAGUCGACGAGGACAAAAUAAUCCAGUGACGUCAACAAUACCUAGUGGAGCAGCUCGACGUGUUGCUACUGCAUUAAAUGUUUUGCUCACGCAAGGCAUGUCUUGGAAUUCAUUGCCACCGUCACCAAUACCGAAAUUUCGUUUAACGUUCUUGAUAUGCAGCGUUGGAUUUACAAGUCCAAUGUUAUUCGACGAGAAACGUUAUCCUUAUCAUUUAAUGUUAUGCAAGUUUAUGAAUUUGGGAGGACAACAAGCUUUCUUUGAUACAUUCAAAUGGGCAUUAUCUGGCGGUGGACAAUUUUCUUUGGAGGAAGGUUUUGAACAUCCAGAUUUACCUGAUGGUACUGGUGAAUUUUUAGAUGUUUGGCUAAUGUUAUUAGAAAAAAUGGUAAAUCCAACCGCAUUAUUAGAAUCACCGAAUGUCUGUUACACAAAACAAACAAAUCCAAAUCAAAAAUCAAUACCACAAGGUCCAAAAAUCGAUUUUGACCCACUAAAAUAUUUAAUUCAUAUACAAAAAGCUGCAUUCGAAUGUGUUAUGUUAAUGUGGGGCCGUAAACCGUUAAAAACAUACGGAGCACGUAUGACCGAAUCAAUUUUAAGUAUUUUAAGACACAUACUACAGGGUGAGAAAGUGAUUAAGGAUGCAUUAGCGAAACGUGCAAAUGAUAAAACAAAAUCAACGGAUAUGGGUACGGAUGAUGUUACAACUGUGGCACAUGCUCGUGCUGGCACAUCCGGUACAACGAAUACAACAAGUGUAUCAACUGGCACACCUGGUAAUCCAUCAAUAUCGAUCAUCAGUAAUGUUCGAACGGAUCAAAUCAAUCAAGAUCAUUUACAAUUGUUGAUGGAUAUGGGUUUUACUAUGGAAAUGUGCACUGAAGCGCUACUUAAUACUCAUAGUUUUGAGCAAGCCACCGAUUAUUUGUUAAAUAAUCCGAAUAUUGCGUCACGUGGAGCGGAAAUGGAAUUAGGUGAAGAUGAUCAAAUUGUGAAGGCAAUAGCAAUGUCUUUGGGUGAAAUUCCAGCUCAAGAAACGCCAAAAGAAAAUCCACCACCAGAAGAUGACACACCAUUAGAUAGUGAAUUAAUAGACAAUUUCGCGAAUAACGUUUUACCCGUAUGUUUGGAUCUAUUAGAUCAAUUACCCGAUUCCGUAUACUCGGUGUGCGAAUUAAUAUUUGCAUUAGCGAAACGUAACGGCGAUACCUAUCGUCAUAAAAUCGUGCAUUCAAUUGUUUGUGAAAUUGUGGAUAAAAUAUUUUUAUUGUUAAAUACCGGAUCCGAUAAAUCGUUACAUACGUUAGUGAAUGCGUUAAUCAAAAGUGAAACUGGUUCUCAAGUUGCUGUACGAUUACAUUUGUUAGCGUUAAUCAUUGAUUCGCCAACACAUAAAGAAAUGAAAAUACCAUGCGGUUUAGCGAUUAAUCGUGAAGGUUUACUACAGAUUUUAGUGAAAUUAUUAAUUGGGGCAGAACAAGCGUUAACUGAUGCACCCAAAGAAUUGUUAACAUGUACACCUAAAUGGUUGUCACCUUUGUUGCUUGUGCUCGAUUUGACGGAUAAAGUUGCUCGACAAACAUUCAAUAAAGCACGAAUGCAUGAAGCAACUACAUCCAAAUGGCAAUGGUAUGAUAUGGCCGUUGGAAAAUGGAAUGCAUAUUCAUAUCACAACAAUGUGGUUAUCGAUGCUGCGUAUUGGAAAGGGGAGCCAACAGUUCGAGUCACUUGUGGCCGACGUCGAUACACUUUACAAUUCACAGAUAUGGUUCAAGUAUCUGAUGAAACAGGCAAUACUCGACCCAUUAUGAUGACAAUUGUUAACAUGCAAAAGAAACAAACGGCAAAAACAGGUGAAGAAGAUAUGGAAGCCGAAGAACAAAGCACCGAACAGCAACAACGACCUUUAGAACAGCGUACACGUAUUGUAAAAGGUAUCGAUCAAGCGAAAACACGUUUAGUAACGCGAUCGUGCGUACGUUUAAUGCGUCUUCCAUUAGAUAUUGAAACAUUACAUGCAGUGAUGCGUGUUUUACUUCGCUAUACACGAGAUUUCGAGAAUGCGAAAUUAUUCGCUGAAGAAGGUGGAAUACGUUUACUGUUAGAUUUAACAUUAGCUUCAAAUUUCACUGGUUUCGAAUCAAUCGCCACACUAUUAAUACGACACGUGUUUGAAGGUCCUAGUGUCAUGGAAAUGACAAUGGAGAAAGUUUUACGUGCUAAAAGUGCUGCAAAUUUCCCACCAGAAUGUCGUGAAUUAGUAUAUUUAAGUCGACAUCUUGGUUCAGCAAUUGCACGUGAUUCUGACACAUUCACAGAACUGGCAAAGCGAAUAUGGUUCCCAGAUUUAUCAAUGGAUAUGGCGAAACGUAACGAAGAUAAUCCACCCAAAGAGAUCUUUGUUAAAUCCAAAGCGUGCGCGCGUAAUCAACAGGAAGCGGAAAUUAAUGAAAUUGUCACAGUUCGUGCAAUUGAAGAUUUAAUGAUCGCUCUAGCUAAACCAGAUGCACCUUUAAGUACACCAUCACCAGCGAACAACGCAACAACUACGGCAUCCACUUCAAAUACAAAAUCAACUUCGUCAACUACACCCAGAAAUUAUUUGAUACCUCGAAUUAUGCAAAAUGAGUUGUCUCCAUUAGUUGAGACAACAAAUGACGAGGAUAUUGUGACACUACCAGGACGUAAACCUAAAGAAACACCAAAUAUUACCACGAAAUUAAUUGAGGAUGAAUCCAAAAAACCUUUAAUACGAAAAUCAGACAUUUUACGAAUAUUAUCCGAUGCUGUUCGAUCGUACAUCAUUGUUGGCAAAUAUAUUACGUUCUUCGUCUAUAAACCCGAACAUUCGGAGCUCAUUACAGAGGAAAUGACGGCCAUGACAUUUUUAUUAGAUAAACUAUUACCAUCAACGGAUAACGCUUCAGAUCCUGAUCGGCAUACAUUAACACGCAUGCUUAUUUCAUCGAUAGCGGCAUGCCAUCAAAUGCCUGAAACACAAUUAGUAUUAAUUUGGGAUGUACGUAAUUCAUUGUUACGUGCUGUGGGUAUGCCAGAAUCGGCAGAAAAACACAUUCAAAUGCAAAUGAUUGCCUCAUUAAUAUCAACAAUUAUCGAGCAUUGCCCACCGUUAGCAAGUCUUCAAAUGAAGACCCGCUUUCAUGUACAUCCACUUAAUUAUCUAAAUAUGACCCAUAUGAUUCGAUUAAUUCUACGUCGAGGUAUUGUUGCUGAUUUAGCACGCUUUACACAUUGCAUUGAUCUAUCAAGUCCACAUUUGGCAGCCACAAUAAAUGCGGCCCUCAAACCGUUAGACAUAUUAACACGUGUUUUAAAUCAACCGCUACCUCCACUUAAAGUACCACGAAAGGUCAAUAAUGUCAAUGAUGGUGGACCCUCAAUCAGUCAAAGUGGGGCGACUGGAUCCGAGAAUACUCAUGCACAACGUGAAGAUGCCGUUGGUGAGGAUGCUGACAAUACGGAAGCCGAUUUAUCAACAGCUGGAGAAAGUUUAGGUGGACGAGCAGAAGCUGAUGAACGUGAAGGUGUUGAAGCCGCUUUGGUUGAUAUUAUGGGACAGAUUUUGGAUCAGGAUCAAAAUGAACGAUCCAAUACUGGUAAUUCAGCCUUGAAUGAUACUAUGGACAUUGAUGAGGAACCAUUUUUGGAUCGAAAUGAUACCGAAGAAUCAGAAUCGGAAUCGAAUUCAUCUGGAGAAGAUGAUGACGAAGACGAUGAUGACAACGAUGACGAUAAUGGCCAACAUGUUAAUAAUGAAGAAUCAUCUGCCUAUGAAGAUGACACUGAACCAGAAACAGAAUUCUUCGAAGAUGAUCUUCUACGAAUGCUACCAGCAUUCGAACGUAACGAUGAAGAUAUUUUAAUGAUACAAUAUUCCGAUCAAAAUAGUGAAACAGAUCGUCCAACGAGACGAUUUCAUUGGAACUCUAGUGGAUUUACAACAAUGCCAUUUGGAAUGCAAUUCCAAGAGUCAACGCCACCAAAUCAUCCAUUGUUAAUCAAUCGACACAACUCAGAAAAUUCGAAUAUACCUGGAACGCGAGGUCAACGUGCCAGCCGACAACGCAGGCUACAAUACUUACAAUUGAAUCCAAUGAAUCCGCCACAAAUAAUUUUGCAAAGAUUACUUGGACCAUAUCCAGAUCCAAUAUAUUCACCAAUAUCCGGUGUUGAUGACACCCCACGUGUUGUAAUUAUGGAUCAAAAUUUCGGUAUAUUCUCUAAUGAGGAAGAACAAAUCGAUGUUGUCGAUCAAAGUGGCUAUCUAUUAGGACCACAUUUAUCCGGCGGUUUAAAUAAUGUACCAAUCGCCUUGUACUGGUGGAACGAGGAAUCACGAAUGUGUGACGGCUCAGCUGUACUUGACUCAGCAAUGUAUUUCAGUAACGUAAUGUAUGCGCACUUGGAUUCGAUACGCACGGCUGAUUUAGCGGAACGUAAAAUAUUGAAACGUAUGACUAGUGAUACGUCAGCGGCAACUUCGACUAGUAAAAGUACAAGCAGUAGCACCACAGAGAAAUCGAAUGUUAUGGAGAAUCUGUUAAAUGCGGUUAUAUCAGAUUUACCACCGUCGCAACGAUCCACUUCCACUUCGACAAAUGAUCCAUGUUUAGUGAGUUCUGAUAUGUUGUCACAACGGUCUCAGAAUUCGGCUGACAUGUUGGAUAUCAAUGAUUUGGAUAUUCCGAUGGUUACAGAUCAAUCGAUAUCGAAUUACAUCAAUUGUAAUUCACAAAACGAAGAAAAUGCGGCAACACAAGCUGCUUCUGCUUCUAUACCGUUACCGGAUGUUGCAUUAUUAACGGCUACGGCUGACGUAGGAACAAAUCCUGUCGAUACGUUAACGGAUCAUUCAAUACGUAGUCCACCACCGUUAAUACGAAUCGAUUUUCGUGAUCCAUGCUUUCCACAUCCAUCAUUGCCAUUAGUAACAUCAUCGCCAUUUGAUUCCUUAGAUUCGGUGAUACGCUCAUUUGUACAUCCAACAAUGUUUGGUGAUGAACCGAACACGGACUCGAACGGAGACCGCAUUCUAACCGAUUCCAAUGAUCGACCGGAUGAUGAUGCUGAAAUUGAAACACAACCGACAGUUAGACAGAUUGCUGCUGGCACAAUAUUGACAAGCAGUGUGGGUACAAGUACAACUCCAGCACUUGAUGACUACUUAUCAGAGACAACGUUCCCUCCACCUCCUUACAGUAUUAUCGAAAUAACAACUGGUAGCGACACAGCCACCACUGGAACAGUUACAACAGUUUCCACCAAUACAGUAACGUGUAAUUCAACGACAGUCACUUCUGUCACUUCAACUAAUAGUCAAGAGGGUUAUCGUCCAAAUGUAGCUCCGCCAAGUCAAGAUAUCACUUCCGAAAUAGUUGUUGAAGCCGUUCCACCGCCAACAGUUCAAUCAGAACCGAGUACAGAAUUUAAUUUCACUACAAAUACUAGUAACACAACGCCUACGCCUACAUCAAUGGCAACUGCUUCAGCUCCACCAUUGUCAGAUUUAGAACUACCUGAAGAUGUCGAUCCAUCAUUCUUGGCUGCGUUGCCUGAGGAGAUGCGCGCUGAAGUGAUUGCAGAACAAUUACGCUUACAAAGAAUCCGUCGACGUGCCGCACAACAAGACUCCGCAAUGGCAUCACAAUCUACAGCUGAUUUAGCUGCAGCAAGUUCAAGCACUGCACCAGCUUCGAAUUCUGCCCCGGAUAUAUCUGAAGUGAGUCCUGAUUUCUUGGCUGCAUUACCACCAGCUAUUCAAGAAGAAGUACUUGCUCAACAACGAUUGGAACAACAGCGGCAAAUGGCAGCUGCUGCAAAUCCAAAUGAUCCAGUUGAUGCUGCAGCCUUUUUCCAAAUUUUACAUCCAGCUUUACGUCAAGAUAUUUUAACUGAUAUGGAAGAAUCACAAAUAUCAGUAUUACCACCAGAUUUAGCUGCCGAAGCUCAAACAUUACGUCGUGAUUGGGAAGCACGUAAUCGCCAACUAAUGCAAGAACGUUUUCUCAGUCAAAUAGCCCAAUCGAACAAUGCAUUAUCAUCGAUGCUACGCCGUUCCACAAUCUAUCCGACAUCACGUGGUCCCCGGUACAUACAUCCUGUAACACAACGUAAUCCACAUUGGAGCUCUUGGGGUCCAUCAUUUCCAGCACGAAACACCGAACAACGACAAAUGCGUAACACAGUUGUACGUGUACGAGGUCGACAAUUACUUGACUUGGAAUCCAUAUCGUGUUUGCUCGUCCUGUUAUUCCAAAAUAAUCCAAAAAUUCAUGUACUACGAUUUUAUCGUUGUAUGCGUAACUUCUGCUAUCAUGGCCCUACUCGAGAUUGGGUUAUCAAAGCGUUGUUAUCUAUUUUGGAUAAAUGUGUCAAUGCAAAACCAAUUGACACAACCGGAAGUAAUCAGUCGUUACGUCGAAGCAAACGAUUAGCAAGCAAAGUAUCUGGUGAAUGUACGAGCCAAAAUUGGUUAAAUAUUAAUUUGGAAGCGGCACUUGGAUGUAAAACAAACGUGUUUAUUGUAAAUAAGGGUAAUGGUGGAACUUCUAAAAAGGGGGAAAAGAAAACAAACACGGCUCCUUCGAUUGAUAUUCACCAUCAAGCUGCUUUAAUCGCCGCCAGACAAACUUUAGAUCUAUUAAUACAAUUAGCGAAAAGUUUUCCAAGUUGUUUCUUACCAUUACGGGUAAAAUCUGGUAACAAAAAGAAACCAAUUCCACCCAAAAAUAAAUCCACUAAAAGUGUACCAGAUUUCUGGGACUUAUUACUUAAAUUAGAUUCAACAAAACCUCCUACUCCAAUUAAAAAAUACCGUUUUCCACCACGAACAUACGCAAAUAUUCCCGGUCCAGAUUCCGAUUGGAAUUUUGCAUCAACAUUCGAAACAUCUGGAUUUGGACAACUUUUAACCAUGUUGGAUGCACCGACCGUGAAAAAGAAUUCACAGCUUGUGGAUAAAUUUUUACGGUUGUUGUAUAUGAUUACACGAGGUCUGCCAGAACUUCCACAAUAUUUAUCCGGGAACAAACAUAUUGUUAGAUUCCGAUAUAUCGAGAAAUAUGAGAGUAUUAUGAAUUAUGAGGAUAAAUUACGUAUUAUUGUAAAUACGAUCACGUGGAAACGUUGCUCCGAAGAUGGUUUGGAUUGUGCGACACUUAUGUUACAUAAUCUAUCACAUGUGUCAGAUGAAAUGCGCAAAACAGUCAUUAAUUUAUUAUGGUAUGGAGCAUUCGUAUUAUCACGAGUCGUAGAUACGCAUAUUAAAGCGUUGCUAAACGAACUUCAACGAAUGAAAGAGCAACAACCGUUUGGCGACGAUGAAUCACGAUUAGUGAUGACGUCAAACAGCACCGGUGGAGCGAAUAGUACGGGAAUAUUGAACGAUCGUUUUACAAAAGAACCGAUUAUUGUGACGGCAUCAACGAAACAGCGUAGCACAUGCGAUUUACAACUGUCAUCAAUGAGUCAGCUGGUUUCAAAGAAUUCAUCACAAGCGUAUUUCUUAAAAUUAUUACGUGUUAUUGUACAAGUACUUGAUACGAAAAAGAAAACUGACAAUAAAGAUGGCGCAGCUGCGGGUCCUUCAGCUACAUCUACUAAAACUGACGAUACAACUGCUAUGGAAGUCAGCACAGAUCCAGGUCCAUCUCAAGCAAGUACCAGUACAGCGCCUCCAUCGACAAAAGAAAUCCCAAUUAGUUCAACAUCACCAGCUACAUACAUGGAUUCGAAAUUGUUCGAGGAUAAACCGUUAAGCGCAAUGUUAAGUUUGGGCAACAUAUGGCAAACAUUGAGUAAAUGUUUGCUUGAACUGGAGCACACACCCGACCAUCAUGCUGUGUUAGUUUUACAGCCUGCAGUUGAAGCAUUCUUUUUAGUUCAUACAACACCAAAGAGUCGUAUUCGACGUCAAACGUAUGUAGUGGAUGACGGUCCCACGUUAAACUCAAUAUUCGAGACAACUGUUGAUAUACCAAACGAAGAGGAGAACAUAAUUGUACCCCCCUUAUCACCAAUCCAAGUGAACACCGUUGUCGAUUUAUUGUAUAGUUCAGAUAGUGAUGAAACCCGUGUGUACGAUAGUAAUAGCACCGCGACGGAGAACAAUACAACAGCAACACCAGCUACGACUGAAGAACAAUCAAACAAUAGUGAGCAACAACAAACUUUAACGUCUUCGGGGGAGACGACUGUUGUACCAUCUACAUCGGAUCUUGAAGUUCCUGAAUCGUUAAUAUCACGUUAUGAAGCUUUAGCAUAUGAAAAAAUGGCCGCUUCAGGUGGUUUACCAUGCUUUAUGAAUGAUAUGGACAUUUCAGAUGAUUUUAUGACAUCUACUGAACAAGAUUUACAAUCUGGUUCGUCUUCAUCGUCCUCAAGUCAAAGUUUAACACCCAGUGAUCCUGCAUCUAUGGAUGAUAAACGAAAAUUUGUUGCAUUUGCAGAACGACAUCGAACAGUUUUAAAUCAAAUAUUACGACAGAGUACAGGUAAUCUUGCUGAUGGUCCAUUUGCAGUACUGGUUGAUCAUACACGAAUUCUAGAUUUUGAUGUAAAACGACGUUAUUUCCGUUCGGAAUUGGAACGUUUAGAUAAUGGAAUACGUCGUGAAGAAUUAGCGGUACAUGUUCGUAGAUCACAUGUAUUCGAAGAUUCAUUCAGAGAAUUAUAUCGACGUAGUGCCGAAGAAUGGAAAAAUCGAUUUUAUAUUGUUUUUGAAGAGGAAGAAGGUCAAGAUGCUGGUGGUUUAUUACGUGAAUGGUAUAUGAUUAUCAGUCGUGAUAUAUUUAAUCCUAUGUACGCGCUGUUCACGGUUUCACCAGGGGAUCGAGUCACUUAUAUGAUUAAUUCAUCUAGUUAUUGUAAUCCAAAUCAUUUAUGCUAUUACAAAUUUGUUGGUCGUGUUAUAGCAAAAGCAAUUUAUGACAAUAAACUAUUAGAAUGUUACUUCACACGAUCUUUUUAUAAACAUAUAUUGGGUAAACAAGUGAAGUACACGGACAUGGAAUCAGAAGAUUACAGUUUUUAUAAAGGUUUGGUGUAUUUAAUGGAACACGAUGUGGCUGAUCUAGGCUACGAUCUAACAUUCAGUACUGAAGUCCAAGAGUUUGGUGUAACAAAUGUACGCGAUUUAAUACCAAAUGGUAGCAAAGUGCCAGUUAACGAAGAUAAUAAAAUGGAGUACAUACGUUUAGUUUGUCAAAUGAAAAUGACAGUCUCCAUUCAAAAACAAUUAAACGCAUUUUUAGAAGGUUUUUAUGAUAUCAUUCCAAAGAGAUUAAUUUCAAUAUUCAACGAACAAGAAUUGGAAUUAUUAAUAUCCGGAUUACCAAAUAUUGACAUUGAUGAUCUUAAAAAUAACACCGAGUAUCACAAGUAUCAAGCUAAUUCAUUGCAGAUACAAUGGUUCUGGCGUGCUUUAAGAUCAUUUGAUCAAGCCGAUCGGGCAAAGUUCCUACAGUUUGUAACAGGAACAUCUAAAGUUCCAUUACAAGGUUUUGGUUCAUUAGAGGGUAUGAAUGGUGUACAAAAAUUCCAGAUACAUCGUGACGAUAGAUCUACUGAUCGACUUCCAUCAGCACAUACCUGUUUCAAUCAAUUGGAUUUACCUGUAUACGAAACGUACGAUAAACUACGCAUGAAUCUACUAAAAGCAAUUCAAGAAUGCAGUGAAGGUUUCGGAUUCGCUUGAAUUUAUGUAUUUAUUAUUUUUCUAAUUAUAAAAACAUAAAAAUUUUUAAAAAACAAUCAACAAAUUGUUUUUUAAAACCAAACAAAAGAGACUGAUCUUUAAAAAUAGUGAUGGGAAUUUGUGAUUCUAGCUACAUCAAAAAAAAGUUUAAAAACCGUUUAGCUCCCCCGUCCGUCCCUUCUCUCCUUACUCCUCCUCCCUCUCCCAAAAAAAGCGUUUGUAAAUUUUUGUGUGUGUUUAUUAAGAAAAAAAGAAGCAAAACAGUAAAAAAAAAGCAACAAAAAAAAUGGAUGUUUUUUUGAAAUUAUCAUUGUUGUCAGAGGCGGGGACACAUUUUAAAUAAGUGUCACAGUUGGAAGUGUCCAUAUCCGUCCCUUCGAGGGGUAAUUUCAAAAAAACAAAAGAAGAUAAUUAUGUAAUAUUAAUAUUGUUUUAUUUUUUAUUAUGUAUUAA
This is a messenger RNA of Chrysoperla carnea, 13555 nucleotides long. It is a transcript of the gene HUWE1, whose product is annotated as E3 ubiquitin-protein ligase HUWE1. The record is from RefSeq and is a predicted model, not a curated record. The transcript is spliced from 24 exons. The coding region runs from base 56 to 13102 and encodes 4348 amino acids. Lineage: Eukaryota; Metazoa; Arthropoda; Insecta; Neuroptera; Chrysopidae. Gene Ontology annotation, molecular function: protein binding; ubiquitin-protein transferase activity. Gene Ontology annotation, biological process: protein polyubiquitination; proteasome-mediated ubiquitin-dependent protein catabolic process; positive regulation of protein catabolic process. Gene Ontology annotation, cellular component: nucleus.